Molecule: messenger RNA, 1698 nt
Organism: Fonsecaea multimorphosa CBS 102226
Lineage: Eukaryota; Fungi; Ascomycota; Eurotiomycetes; Chaetothyriales; Herpotrichiellaceae
Exons: 1
Coding region: 1-1698 (565 amino acids)
Source: RefSeq, a predicted model, not a curated record
AUGGCUUCCCAAAUCUUGUAUCGCGCCGCGGCAUUCGCGGCGGUGGCCAUUACGACCGGUUUUGCAGCGCCUUCAGGCUCACCUCCAACAGUCCAUGCCGCAGCAGGCAUUUUCGUCGGCAACACAUCAAUAACAGGUCUUGAUCAAUUCCUUGGGAUUCCAUAUGCGAUGCCUCCCCUCGGACCCUUACGAUUCACGAAUCCUCAGCCAUUUCCAGUAAAGGCUCUGGGAAAUCCAUUCUUGGCAACUGAAUAUUCACCUGGGUGUUUACAAGAUCCGUUAUAUGCCUUGUACAACGGACUCAGUGAAGACUGCCUGACUUUGAACGUCAUUCGCCCCCAAGGCUUGCCUUCUACGGCAUCACUUCCUGUACUGUUCUGGAUUCAUGGCGGUGGCAAUGAGAACGGCCAGUCCAUCUUUUACAACGGCACUGCCUUGGUCCAGUAUUCUGUCCAGAUUGGUCAACCCAUCAUCUACGUUGCAUGUAACUAUCGUCUUGGAGGAUUUGGCUUCCUGAAUAGCCCCGCGUUCCAGGCCGAGGGCAUUUCCAAUCUCGGGCUGAAAGACCAAUAUCUCGCCCUGCAGUGGGCUCACGAGAAUAUUGCGAGCUUCGGAGGAAACCCUAAUAAGGUUGUCAUCUUCGGGGAGUCCGCAGGGGCGUGGGAUGCACAAGCCCAAAUGCACCGCGCUUACACACUUAACGAGACCAACAGGCUUUUCCAAGGCAUGAUUACGGAGUCAGGCGCUUUUGGUGGGCUUGGAGCUCCCCUUGUAGAGAAACCAGCAGCUGGGCUUGCAGCAUACAAUGUUCUCCUGAACCAAACGAAUUGUCUCAACGCUUCAGAUACCGUCGCCUGUCUUCGAACAGUGGACGUGUCCAUUCUGUCUCCCCUGUUGGUCGAGGGCGCAUUUGGCUUUCUGUACACGCUCGACAACGAUUGGUUCAAGAAGAAUCUCACAGAAAUCCUGGUCGACUACGAAUUCGCACAGAUACCCUUCAUCCAUGGCUGUAACCUGGACGAGGGCUCGGUGUUUAUGGCUGAUCCAUUCAAUCCCCCAAACAGCUCCGCUCUUGUCGAGUAUAUUACUCCUUUACUCAGCAACCAGACCUCCCUAGCCCAGGGUAUCAUUCAAGUGUACGAGAACCUGUCCGAUGUGUCUCUCGGAAAAGGAUACAAUGCCGAUCCCACGGCAGGCCAUCCUUUCUGGACCGCCGUCGGUGUCUAUGGUGACGUGAAUUUCCACCUCGGCCGGCGUGCGUUCCUUAAGCUUGGGAGCACCAAGGUCCCCGCAUGGGGCUACUACUUCCGCCAACAACCGCCGUUGACGCAACUGAACCUAAGCUACGAAUAUCCCGGCAUGAGCACCGCAUACGAUCGGCGAGUCGCAGUCGAGCAUGGCGCCGAGUUAGCCUACGUAUUUGGCGAGGCCUCCCACCUCCAGGGUGCAACCGCAGGGGAUGUCAAUGUCUCAACCACCGUGAUGAGCGCCUGGAUCUCGUUCGCAUACAAGCUUGAUCCCAAUGCAGAUGGUGUACCGCAAUGGCCGCGCUACAACCAGUCGAAAGAAGGUAUCACGUUGGUCUUGGCCAACCAGGGCAACGAAACUAUUUCCGCUCAGCCCGACAUAUUAAGACAGCCAGUUUACAAUGCAUGGAACACCGCAAUGAAAAAGAUUGGUCAAGCCGCUUUAUUCUGA